GAGCAUGGCUUGUCAGAGAAUUAUCACAGGGGUCAGAAAGGCAUUUUCCCCAUGUGCAGCAGUGCAUCGCUUGCCAGGUGCAAUAUGGGAGAUUUUAUCUUCCCCUGAAACACAGCAUGCAUUAUAUGAGUCUAGAGGAAUUGAUGGUGUGAUGUGGUAUGGCAGAGGUAGGAUUCUGGGUGACAAUUGCCCUUGUGGUAUUGGGGACUAUGCCGUUCAGGGCUAAGCUUCCCAGAUACAGUCUGGGCAAGACGUUUUAAAGCCCUUGUUAUUAUGCACAGCCAGUUGGAACCGGAUACAGAAUAAAGCAGAGCUCUUGCAAGUUCCUUAAGCACUGGGUGAUCACUCAACACCACAGCUCUGGGGUUCCUCUAGGAACCAACUGUUCCAGUCCUGCUCCCACUGCUCAUCCCUGCCCCAAUGAUCUGCUCCUACAGUUCCAUCCUGAUCUAUGGCAGCUCCUGCUCCUCCUGUCCUGGCCGUCCCACACACAGCUCUGCCAAUGCAUAGAUAUCCUGACCUGCAACAAGUUAGAACCCAGAGGUUAAUGCACAGAACUCUUCUACCACUGGGAAUGGCCCUAUCGGAAAAAAAGAUUUCACAUGUUAAGACCCAGCCUCUGAGACAGCUGACUUCCUGUGUACCUGAGUGGCCCAGCUGCAGAUGGAAGGUCUCCCUCCCUGCUCCCUGGCUCUGAACCUGACCUCUUCUUCUUUCAUCUGCAUAUUCAGAAGCACCUUGAAGCUGGUUGGCUGCUAUUGGCCUCCCCAUCCCCCUCUUUAACAGGGACCAAGCUCAGAGGACUCUUCAAUGCCAGUGCUAGUGCUUCAGUGCCUCUUGUUUGCCACACUCUCCAGACACUCUGGGAACACAGGGUACCCUGCAGGCGCCUACCAUCCCACCCGCCACACACAAAGGGGGACCAGCUCCAGCUCUCAGAAACAGCUAGCACAUCAGCAGUCCUCAAGUCCUAGGGUGUUCCUGUAUAACAAGUACCAUCAUCAAAACAACUGCUGAGUGGCAACUGUUGAGUGUCAGGUCUUCAUCUUCAAGAGUGGAAAAAACUAUGAAUGGGAGCUGUGUCUCUGAGCAGGAUGGAGAUAGCUCGAGUUCAGGACACUCAGGUGGGCAGAAAGAAGAGCCCUGUCUCCAAAGAGACUCGUUGUUCUCUUCCCCCAGUGUGUCCAUCAUAUCACAACUCCUCAACCAGACAAUCGUUAACAGGAGCCUGGAUCCAAACUUCCUUUUCCCUUCCUUGCAGACAACGGAAUCACCCCAGGAAGCCAGGGACUGCCCAUCUUUUAAGGAAGGGACACCAACCCUGGCCUCCCCUCUGUGCUAUACUCCAAUCUCCAGUUUUGGUGACACAGACCAGUUCUAUAAUGAACACUUACGAGCUAAGAGGGCCAGAGUGGAAAGCAUUAUCCGAGGUAUGACCCUCUCACCAAACCCUAUCACACUUGGUACCAAUGGGGAAAGAGACAGAGAACGCCCUGUGGAGAAAAGAAGUGAGAACUACAGGGAGAACAAGAGAAAGCAGAAGCUUCCCCAGCAGCAAAGCCCACAUGUAGCACAGCUUGCAGGAAGAGGCAGGAGCAGUGCCAAGGCAGAGGAGUGCCACCAACUGAAGGAACAGCUUCAAGUUUUGCAGCAACAGCUGAGGCAGCUUCAAGAGAAAUUCUUGCAGGUUUAUGAGUUCAGUGAUUCAGAUCAAAGCUAUGAACGGAUGGCGAAGACUAUGCACUUACUGAAGGGGAAGUGUGGAGACAGUCUAAAUGAAAGCCGUCAGGCUGCUACCAGUGACCAACACAGAACUCUUCUUCGGAGGAGCAUCUCAGAGAUGGAAGAACACAAAGUGUCAGAAGAAGAAAGGAGAAUGGAGGAUCUGGGUGAACUGUCCUCUGAAGAAAGAACCUUUUCUGAGACAUUAAAGCAUGAGCUAGCCACAGUGGUAUCUCAGACGGUGGACACAGUUUUAAAACAAAUAUUGUCCAAGCCAUCAGGCCAUCUGGCUCAGCUGUACAACAGCCUCCCAAUCUCAGUGUCAGACAGCAGAAGAGAGGAUUUUGCCACUGAGGAAUACUCCAGCAGAAAAUCGCUUCCUGGGGCUUCCUCCCAAAAUUUGGUAAACUCACUGACUGAAGCCCACACAGAGGCCUUGUCGCUAGUCAUGGAGAAGUCUCCAGACUUUCAUGCUCACCCAAUCAGUUCAAAAAUAGCUAGAAAACCCUGCCAUGUGCCUAACAUGAAUCAUCCCUUGGUCAUGACUUCUCAAGUUCAAGAAAAACAGAUUCUUAGCCAGCUACUAGAGUACAGUCAAAAUAGCCAUUGGAACAGCAGUCCUCACAGAAUUGCCUCUUCCCCAGACUGGUCUUCUCAAGAGUCCCUAGAUCUACCUUGGAGAGCAGUCAAAUUGAAGUCAUCAGUCAUGAGACACCAGCAAUAUCCAAUGUCCCUUAACACUGCUGAAAUGGAAAAUUUGACUCUUCUUCCAGCCAGGAAGGCAGAAUGUGGAGAGCUGCAGACUGUGAUGGAUGGGAUGCCCUUCUCCUCAUAAAUCCAGGAGGCUCUGACCCCUGGCCACCUGAAGAAGGCCAAGCUGAUGUUCUUCUUCACUCGCUACCCCAGCUCCACUCUGUUGAAAACCUACUUCCCUGAUGUCCAGUUCAACCGCUGCAUCACUUCUCAGCUCAUCAAGUGGUUCAGCAACUUCCGUGAGUUUUACUACAUCCAGAUGGAGAAGUUUGCCCGACAAGCCAUCUUGGAGGAAGUCACGGAUUCCAAACACCUGAUGGUUUCUCGGGACUCUGAGCUCUUCAGAGCCCUCAACAUGCACUAUAAUAAGGGGAAUGAUUUUGAGGUCCCUGAUCGCUUCCUGGAGGUUGCUAGCAGGACCUUGCGGGAGUUCUUCAGUGCUGUCAGGACAGGGAAGGACUCUGACCCCUCCUGGAAGAAACCCAUUUACAAAAUAAUUUCAAAACUGGACAGUGACAUCCCGGAUGUGUUUAAAUCUUCCAGCUGCCUCCAAGAACUACUCCAGAGUUAAAUCUGCAUGGGAAGUGGCCUAAGACUAUGUCAUGCUGCAGCUUGAUCAGAGAGAGGCUGGCCUGAGCUAAGCAGCUGUGGGCCCGGCCUACAUUGUGGGUAAUGUUACUAGUACAAACAGCAAUAGCACCAUUUAUUAUGACUAUAUCUAAUCUGGUCUGAAGCGUGCCCUCCCUUCUGGUGAGGUCUAUCUAUUACAUACGUGAACUGCCAGUAUUUUAUGUCACUCUUAAUACCAGUGAUCCCCAAACUUUUUACCUCACGGGGCCAACAGCCAGGCACUAGGAGCAGAGCCCCGGGAAUGGGACUGUCUUCUGCAGCCCUGGGCUCGGGACUGGGACUGGAGCCACUGGCACAGGGCCAGCAGCUGGGACUGGGAGCGGAGCUGGGUGGCGCCCCCUAUCUGCCCCCCACGGGGGCUAGCCCAGGCCCCAGCCACGCCCCCUAUGGGAGUACGCCCCACAGUUUGGGGAUCUCUGUGUUAUACGUUGUAGCUCAAAGCAAGUGAGGCCUCAUGCCUUAGACCUAUAGGGAAGAAGGAUGGUGGUUAUGUCAUCUGGCUGGAAGAUCUAAAUUCUAUUCCUAGUGCUGCCCUAGCAUGCUGUGUGACCUUGGGCAAGUCACCUUCCCUCUCUGUGCUUUGGUGUCCCCGUCUGUAAAACAGGGCUAAUAUCAUUCCUGUUUAUAAAUCACAGAGGUCCCUGAUGGAGGGUCUUAAUAAAGGGCAAAGAAUUCUUGGCCAAGUGAAGCAAGGUCCUACACCCAACAGCAUUUCUGUUUUACCAUCUGUUUGGAGUUAAUAUGAUAACUUUUAAAUACUGCAAUGAUCAGUUCCAAAAUUCCAGGCCCCAGGACUCGCAUCAGAUAUCAACAGGACUAUCAACACGCCCAUGUGAUAGAUGCAAAACAAUAAUUCCUACAAUAGAGCUCGUAACGGAACAGAUGGAGGAAGUGGGUGAGAUGAGAGAAUGCGGGUCCCUUUCCUGGCUCCCCAGCUGCUUCCUGUAAGAGUGCCUCUUAGCCUUUGCACGCUGGAUCCAAACAUUUGAGUGUACUUUUUAGUGUGCAUUUGUGAAAUAGUAUAGCAGAAGAAAUUGCUAGCCAAUUACUCUCUCUCUUGCUGUCGCAGCAGACUUGGGGAGGGCAGGGGAGGGAGGGAGGUAUGAGCAGCUGACCUGAGCAGAGUCCCAUGAUCAGUUGCCAUGAAUGCAACUGAUAUUGUUCUGUAGUGCCAUCCUUGAUCAGCCACUUGCCUAGGGAUGGAAACUCACUGAACUCAUGAAAUUAAGCUCCAAGUUCUCUUUGCACUGACUUGUAUUUCUGUUGACAUAAAUUCCUUAACAUUUAACCUUCCUAACUGAUAAAAGAGGAGAAGCCACCUGGUUCCCUCUUGUGCCAGCACUGUUGAGAGGACUAUGAUUUAGGGUCUGUCAGUCCUGUAUCCCGGCUUUUUCCAAAUCAAACUAUAACUCCUCCUUUCUGUGAUGAGCUAGGCUGAGAUGUUUGCAUCUAUUACUAAGCCAAGUGGAAGGCCUGUUCCAUCACCACACCUAUAUAGUAGUUUUGUAGAUACUAACAAGGGUUAUUGGUUGUAUCU
This is a messenger RNA of Caretta caretta (loggerhead turtle), 4642 nucleotides long. RefSeq names its product prospero homeobox protein 2. The record is from RefSeq and is a predicted model, not a curated record. NCBI's taxonomy places the organism in Eukaryota, Metazoa, Chordata, Testudines, Cheloniidae. Gene Ontology annotation, molecular function: RNA polymerase II cis-regulatory region sequence-specific DNA binding; DNA-binding transcription factor activity, RNA polymerase II-specific. Gene Ontology annotation, cellular component: nucleus. Gene Ontology annotation, biological process: regulation of transcription by RNA polymerase II.